Zalophus californianus (California sea lion) is the source of this 1851-nucleotide messenger RNA. RefSeq names its product WD repeat domain 12 (gene WDR12). Gene Ontology annotation, biological process: ribosome biogenesis; maturation of LSU-rRNA from tricistronic rRNA transcript (SSU-rRNA, 5.8S rRNA, LSU-rRNA); maturation of 5.8S rRNA from tricistronic rRNA transcript (SSU-rRNA, 5.8S rRNA, LSU-rRNA). Gene Ontology annotation, cellular component: preribosome, large subunit precursor; PeBoW complex. The record is from RefSeq and is a predicted model, not a curated record. The transcript has 13 exons. The coding region runs from base 510 to 1781 and encodes 423 amino acids. NCBI's taxonomy places the organism in Eukaryota, Metazoa, Chordata, Mammalia, Carnivora, Otariidae. Gene Ontology annotation, molecular function: protein binding.
CUGAGGGCAGCGUGGCAAAAAAGACUACAAUUCCCAGUGGUUACAGCGUCUGAGAAGCGCUGCUUUCUGGGAGUGGUAGUGUCUAAGAACUGUAUUUGAAGUAUCGGUUCGGAAGACAACCUCUUAAAAUUAAAAAGAGAAACAGUUUGAAUUGGGCCUUUCCGUAUCUUCAUAAUCGACCACAGGCCUAAAUAUAUUAAAAGAAAUUUAAAAAAUUAGGGACACUCCGCCUUUAAAACUAUGCUUCACUAAUCGAUGAUUCCUAAAUCUAGGACUAGGUAGUUGAUGUUUGUGGGCUGGGUGUCUGUGUAAGAGCAGCCUCGUGGUUGUCUCGUUGCUGUGGAGGCCGGAGGAAGGAAAGCGGAAGCCCAGAAGACUGCAUCUUCUCGCGUAUCUGUGCGAGCUAAUUUUGAGCUGCCUCUCUUUGUAGUCUUAAGAGACCAGAGAGCCUGUUGUCUGACUAUUACCCCUUACGUUUCUGUAGACAAGCCUUGUGUGUACUCCUAGCCAUGGCUCAGCUCCAGACACGCUUCUUCACUGACAACAAGAAAUAUGCAGUAGAUGAUGUUCCCUUCUCAAUUCCUGCAGCCUCUGAAAUUGCUGACCUUAGUAACAUCAUCAAUAAAUUGCUGGAGGCCAAAAAAGAGUUCCACAAACAUGUGGAGUUCGACUUCCUUAUCAAGGGCCAGUUUCUGCGAAUGCCCUUGCUCAAACACAUGGAACUGGAAAACAUCUCAUCAGAAGAGGUUGUGGAAUUGGAAUAUGUGGAGAAGUAUACUGCCCCUCAGCCAGAGCAAUGCAUGUUCCAUGAUGACUGGAUCAGUUCUGUCCGAGGGGCAGAGGAAUGGAUCUUGACUGGUUCUUAUGAUAAGACUUCUCGGAUCUGGUCCUUGGAAGGAAAGUCAAUAAUGACAAUUGUGGGACAUACAGAUGUUGUAAAAGAUGUGGCCUGGGUGAAAAAAGAUAGUUUGUCUUGCCUACUACUGAGUGCUUCUAUGGAUCAGACGAUUCUCUUAUGGGAAUGGAAUGUGGAGAGAAACAAAGUGAAAGCCCUGCACUGCUGCAGAGGCCAUGCUGGAAGUGUGGAUUCUAUAGCUGUUGAUAGCACGGGAACUAAAUUUUGCAGUGCCUCCUGGGAUAAGAUGCUAAAGAUCUGGUCUACAGUUCCUACAGAUGAAGAAGAUGAAAUGGAGGAAUCCACAAAUCGACCAAGAAAGAAACAGAAAACAGAGCAGUUGGGACUAACAAGGACUCCCAUAGUGACCCUCUCUGGCCACAAGGAAGCAAUUUCUUCGGUUCUAUGGUCAGAUGCUGAAGAAAUCUGCAGUGCAUCUUGGGACCACACAAUUAGGGUGUGGGAUGUAGAGUCUGGCAGUCUUAAGUCAACUUUGACAGGAAAUAAGGUGUUUAAUUGUAUCUCCUAUUCUCCACUUUGUAAACGUUUAGCAUCUGGAAGCACAGAUAGGCAUAUCAGACUGUGGGAUCCCCGAACUAAAGAUGGUUCUUUGGUGUCGCUGUCCCUAACCUCACAUACAGGCUGGGUCACAUCAUUAAAGUGGUCUCCUACCCAUGAGCAGCAGCUGAUUUCAGGUUCUUUAGAUAAUAUCGUCAAACUGUGGGAUACAAGAAGUUGUAAAGCUCCUCUCUAUGAUCUGGCUGCUCAUGAAGACAAAGUUCUGAGUGUAGACUGGACAGACACUGGGUUACUUCUGAGUGGAGGAGCAGACAAUAAAUUGUAUUCCUACAGAUAUUCACCUACUACUUCUCAUGUGGGGGCAUGAAAGCGAAUGAUAUAAAUUUGACUGCAGAGAUUGUUUCUGUAAAUGAAAUUGAUAAAGAAGCCUCAGAUUA